Messenger RNA from Thalassophryne amazonica, 443 nucleotides. RefSeq names its product serine/threonine-protein kinase TAO3-like. NCBI's taxonomy places the organism in Eukaryota, Metazoa, Chordata, Actinopteri, Batrachoidiformes, Batrachoididae. The coding region runs from base 21 to 251 and encodes 76 amino acids. Gene Ontology annotation, biological process: execution phase of apoptosis. The transcript has 2 exons. The record is from RefSeq and is a predicted model, not a curated record.
UCUUGGUUGUGUAUUUGUAGAUGCGCUUAGAAGCACAGCAGGAAACAGAGUGUGAAGCUCUAAAGCAGCAGCUGAAGCAAGAGAUGGAACUCUUGGAUGCGUACCAGAGAAAGACCAAGUCACAGAUGGAGGCCCAACAUGAGCGAGAGCAGCAGAAACUUGAGCAGAAGGUCUCCAUACGAAGAGCUCACCUUGAACAGAAGAUUGAAGAGGAACUGGCCUCACUUCAAAAGGAACGCACUGAAGAAUAAAGCACGUGCUGGAACGCCAGGACAGAGAACUGAAUAGUUUUUGACAUAGAAAGUAGAAGCCUUGGCUUUGGAAGCUUGGGAUCUCUGGACUUCCCCAAAGAAGACAACAGAUGAAAGUGGAUUUAUCUUUAGUGGACAACCUAUCCAAUGCCCUCUCACAUCCACUUGACCGUUGUCACACCCCGGUGACUC